Molecule: messenger RNA, 1380 nt
Organism: Darwinula stevensoni
Lineage: Eukaryota; Metazoa; Arthropoda; Ostracoda; Podocopida; Darwinulidae
Source: the annotation of a GenBank genome assembly
AUGAAGCGUCUGGUCCUGUUUGCCUUGUCCCUGGCGCUGCCCCUGGCAGACUGCUGCCAGAAGGGCUGGUACCUGUACGACAAGUACUGCUUUUACUUCUCGACCAGCACCUUACAGCGGGUCGGGGCCGAGGCCGCGUGCCUUGCGCAGGGCGGCGCCGCCUUCGCUCAACCGCGGGACGACGCCGAGAACUACUUCAUCGGGACGCACGUGAAGCUCGCUUUCAAUUGGAUGGCUUUCUUCAAUCCCGCGAUCUCGACCGACUUCUACACGAUCGGGAACUUGUACACCAGGUUCGCCGAUUCGUCCAGCACCGUCGGAGCCACGUAUAUGUUCCCGGACGAUUGGAGGAACGUGGACUGCAGCGAGAACCGUGCGUACAUCUGCGAGCUGACUGCCGCUGUCUGCCCCACACAGUACACGCAGGUGCUGGGGACUACGAAGUGCAUCAUUGUCAACUUCCAGACGUCCGUGUCCUAUGCAUCAGCGAAGAGCGCGUGCGAGGCUCAGACUGGGGGGACUGCCGGGCGCCUGGUGACUAUCAACGACAUCAACACCUACAAUACGAUCAAGAAAAUCAUGGAGAAUAAGGCAACCCAACUGAACUCCGAUUCGCCCCAGUCGGUCGAAUACUGGAUCGGGCUGACCCGGGCGGACAAGAACGGCGCCUGGCAGUGGAGCGAUGGCUCCGCUUACGGCUCAUUCACUCGCUGGUAUUACCAGCCCGGCAGCGGGGCGAAGGAGAAGCGAAGCAACUGCGCCUGCCUCUUCCCCUCGCGGUGGAGCGUCGUUCCACUCCCCGAUGCCAGUCAGUAUAUCCUCCUCACGCAGAAAAUGGGAUACGUCUGCCGGAAGUACAAAGCCCUGUCCGCCGCGCAGGCCGUCAGCGGGGACGAGAUGUUCACCGACUCCUUCAAGAUCAAGUUGGUGGACGAUGUCAUGUAUGAAGUUUAUGGGAAGCUUGUGAUGAGGAAGCAAGGGGAGAUUGUGCUUACCGGCUCGAAUCCAUCAACUGAGGAGGCAGAUGAGGGCACAGAUGAGGCAGUGGAGUCUGGUGUGGAUAUUGUGCUCAAUCAGAGGCUUCAGGAGUGCUAUGCUUUCCCAGACAAGAAGUCAUACACUGUCUACAUCAAGGAAUACAUGAAGAAGCUUUCUGAUAAGCUGCAGGAGACCAAGCCAGAUGAAGUGGAGAAAUUCAAGGCCAAUGCUCAGAAGGCAGUCAAGGACAUCCUGACAAAAUUCAAGGACUUGCAAUUCUUCACAGGAGAGAGCAUGGACACAGAUGGGAUGGUGGCGAUCUUGGAAUACAGAGAGGUAGAUGGUGUGGACACUCCCAUCAUGCUCUUCUUCAAGCAUGGCCUUGAUGAGGAGAAAUAUUGA